This is a messenger RNA of Cyclocybe aegerita, 930 nucleotides long. Lineage: Eukaryota; Fungi; Basidiomycota; Agaricomycetes; Agaricales; Hemipholiotaceae. The record is from the annotation of a GenBank genome assembly.
AUGUUGGCCCUUUCCCUCUUCUGUGUCCUCGCCGUGCCCAUUGGCAUCUUCGCCGUCCCCACGCCAGUGCCAGAAGACGCCUUCUCUCUGGCAAAGCGUGCGGUGUGUGGCUCGACGGCAGGUAUCAACCCGCUGCCUAUCCAUUCGCACAAUGACUACACCCGCAAUGUCGCGCUGUGCGAUGCGCUCGCAAAUUCGGCGUCGAGUAUCGAGGCGGACCUCUGGUGGCGCGAUAACACCCUCUUUGUAGCGCACUUUGAGUUUGAGCGCGAUUCGCGGCGCACACUCCAGUCACUGUAUGUGGAGCCGCUCCUGGCGCUCCUCAAUGCGGCCAACCCGGGCGGGGUCAAGCCAGGCGUGAGGCCAAAAGGCCUCUGGCCAUCGUCGCCCAACACAGCGUUGCAACUCUUGAUUGAGCCUAAGUCUGACGGCAAUGCUGCCUUCCCAGCGAUCGUCGCCGCUCUCAAGCCGCUUGCCGACGCAGGCUACCUAACCUCCUUCAGCAACGGCGUCCUCACCCCAUCCGCCAUCACCGUCGUCGGGACGGGCAACACGCCCCUCGCACGCGUCCAAUCCCAGAACCCACGCACCUUCUUCUUCGACGCGCCCCUCACCGCGCUCGCCCCCGGCUCCAACACGCACUUCACCAGCACCCUCUCCCCGCUCGCGUCCGCUGACUACAUGUCCGUCGUCGGCUGGCUGGGCAUCGGGAGUCUCAGCGCGGACAAGAAGGCGACGAUUAGACGAUUGGUGGGCGAUGCGCAUGCGCGGGGGAUCAAGGUGAGGUUCUGGGGCUCGCCGGGCAGGAUUUUGGGGAUCAACGGGCCGAUGAAGGCGGUGUGGAAGGAGCUGUUGGAUGCGGGUGUGGAUUGGAUGAAUGUGGAUAAUCUGACGACGGCGAGGGAUUAUUAUCUUGAUUACAAGAAGUAG